This is a messenger RNA of Paecilomyces variotii, 1271 nucleotides long. RefSeq names its product Alpha/Beta hydrolase protein. Gene Ontology annotation, biological process: biosynthetic process. NCBI's taxonomy places the organism in Eukaryota, Fungi, Ascomycota, Eurotiomycetes, Eurotiales, Thermoascaceae. The transcript has a single exon. The record is from RefSeq and is a predicted model, not a curated record. The coding region runs from base 178 to 1041 and encodes 287 amino acids.
GUCCUCGGUCUUGGUAUAUGUAGGGACAAAAGCUUCCAAUUUUCCCCGGACCAGACUCAUCCAGAUUAGAACUCGAGCAUCUUCGGCUUUUCUACUCCCUGCUUUUGCGCAGUAUACUCCUAAUCAUUCUUCUGUUUUCUGCCUUACAGUCUUGCUAGAAGCAAGUACCUUAGAACCAUGGAAACAGUUCUGCACAUGCAGGGAAGCACCAGCUCUCCCCUGACACCUCUAUUUCUGAUCCACGCAGUCUCAGGGCUUGCUUUCCCAUAUCUCACCCUGGGAGAUCUCAGCCCUGCAGACAUGGAGCCCGAGAAAGCUCGUCCAGUGUAUGGUAUCUCCUCUCCUCUCUACAACUCCUCCUCGUACCGUGCGCCCGGUUCCUUCGAGGAGCUUGCGCGGCAGUAUGUCUCCAUGAUCCAAGAAAUCCAGCCGGCUGGACCUUACCUUCUUGGAGGCUGGUCCAUGGGCGGGAUGAUUGCGGUAAAAAUGGCAGACCUCCUGCAGGAACAGGGCGAGACGGUACUUCACGUUAUUAUGAUUGAUUCUGCAAACCCAGAACAGUACCCUGCUUUCGUGGAUAACGAAGAACACGAUUUUAUCGCAGAUAUGGCCUACAGCGCCGUUGCUCAGAAGAUGAAUUUGCCAGGUAGCUCCCAUUCCGAUGGAAUGUCCAGCGACAGUGACCAGGACGACGAUGCCGACGUUGAGCUCGAGAGUAUGCUCCUCAAGAUGCGGAAACACAUCUGGGAGAGCAUAGGGGUCAUUUCGAAGACCGAACCGGGCCAGCUUCUGCCAGGCAAGUGUAACACUUCCGUGACCCUGAUCAAGUGCAUCAAGCUCGCACCCGUGGUGCCAGCCGUGCGAUUGGAGAGGAAGAAUUUUAUUCGCAAGUGCUUCCUACAUCCAACAUUGCGAUGGCGGGCCAAGCAGUUCAACCAUUUCCGAACCAUCCUGUUCAAUGCAGAGCAUGACGACGUAUUCGACUCAAAGCAUGCUCCUGAAUUGACGCAUAUUCUCCGAAUCGUCCUUUCGAGAAUUUGAGACCUUCCCUCCUCCGUCCCUAUCUCUUUCCGUUCAUUAAUCUAUGUCGACUUUUUUUCCUUUGUCUCGGGGUCCUGGGAGCAUUUGCUUUGGAAGAUUGAAUUGAGAGCUGGACAUCUCCGUGGAAUGGCUGGACUAGACGAUUCAGCAUGUAUAUAGACUCGAGGGCACUUUAGACAAGGGCUGUCCAUUUCUAAGCAAUAUAUCACUAUACAUGCAUCAAAUCCUUU